ACAGACUCUUCGACUAGUUGGUUGUGGAAGACUGAGCAGCUUUUGUGUGGUAAUAGGAUUAACUUUCCUUGGUCUGCUCGGUUUCCUUGCCACAUUAAUUUUAGCAUAGGCUGAAAGCCUCACCAAAAUCCUAUUUCACUCAUUCCAAGGUUUUUAUUUUGAAAUUUAGAACAGUUAUUCUAGGGUUUUAGAAAAACAAAAAUCCAAGAGGUUCGAUGAACCCCCGCCCCAAAAUACAAGAUUACGAGAUCAGUCCGGAGAUUUUGAGGGUGGAAUCCCAUGGCCAAGUGUACAAAGCCACGCACAAAUUGACCGGUGAGUUAGUCACGAUUAAAAAGGUGACGGCGGACGACGGCGGCGUACCUCCCACUCUCGUCCGCGAGAUGUCUGUCUUGGGGAAGUUUACGAAAUCGGCUUACGUCGUCAACUGCCGCGAAGUCAUCCACGAGGUCGAGGACUACAAGCCCGUUUACUACGUUAUUUACGAGUACCUAGUAACCGAUCUCCACAGCUACAUCGCCGCCAAACCCUUACCGUCCGAUGUGGUCAAGAAUCUUCUCUUCAAGCUCCUCCAGGGGGUCGACGAGUGUCACUCUAAAGGCGUCCGCCACCGGAACCUAAACCCUAGUAAUCUGCUGGUGGUCGAGGAACGAGGGUGUCUUAAAAUUGGGGCCGGCAUUGGUCAGUCCUUCGCUUUUUUUGGCGAGGCUUCUUCCAUUCCCGGGGGGACGGUCAGUCUCUCUUACCAGGCUCCGGAGGCUUUGCUCCGAUCAACCAAGUGCUGGGCUGCUGUUGACAUGUGGGCUGUCGGCUGCAUAUUCGCUGAGAUGGUGACUGGGGAGGUUCUGUUUGUCGGAAUUGGUGAUGAUCCUAAACACGCUGAUAAGGAGCACUUGCGUGAGAUUUUCAGGCAGUUAGGAAAACCAACAGAGCAUGAGUGGCGAGGAGUCACUUCUUUGCCGGGUUGGGAACCCUACGAAGAAUGGGAAGGAGAAAAGAAGAAAGCUCGGUGUUAUUUGGCAGGAGAUUUGCCAAAAGAUCUGCUGGUAGCUGCAGUUUCUUUGGAACAAGAUGGAGCUGAUCUUCUUUCGAAAAUGCUUACAUAUGAUCCAGUUAAAAGAAUUACAGCUAAAGCAGCAAUGGAGCACCCCUACUUCAAGCCAACAGCAUGAGUCCUACAGUAUAUUUCUUUUGAAAACAGCUGAAAAUGCUUAUAUAUGAUCCAGUGAAAAGAAUCACAGCUAAAGCAGCAAUGGAGCACCCCUACUUCGAGCCAAUGGACGUCUAACAUUAGACGUUAGCUAAAGAAGUAUAUGGAAACAUUCACAACUGAAAACAGAGAACUUGACUGCUUGGAAAGCAGCUGUAUAUGUGCAACCUUAUUUAGAUUAUGCAUAGGUCUUCAAGCUCACCAUAAUCUUUUGCUACUUUUUCUCUGUUGGAAUUUGGCGAUGAACAAAAUUAAAUGACUCUGUUUGAUCCAAAGACUAAUUUCGUGGGUAUACUAUGCCUUGUACUACUGCUUGAUGCGUCUCAGAAGCCUAAGCAUGUCAUGAUUCUGUUUGAUCCAAAGAAUCAUUUCUUGGGUAUACUUUGCCUUGUACUGCUUGAUGCGUCUCAGAAGCCUACGCAUGUCGGCUCAUAUAGGACCACUGACUCUAAAUUAUUUUAGACACAUUCAGGUAGCUGGAAUUAGUAACUUUUAACUGUGGAUGAUGAUGCAAAACACAUCUGUGUUAUCUGAAAAGAUGGUUUUUUUGUGACUGAUAAGAUAAGAACUUAAUCGACAUAGCAAUAGAUUACGACAUAAGCACAAGGGUAACCGGUGUUAAAAUUUGGAGGAAGAAAAGGACCCAUAAGCUGGGAAGUUGAUCUGUGAUACUGCUUAAUUGGAUUAGCCAUUGUCAAUAAAUGGACUUCUUUAAAUGGACAAUCUGGACUUAAGAUUCAAUCAUAGACCAGUGUUUUCACACAUAAAACUUGUAUUCUCAGCAGAUUCAUUCUGUUACUGGCUUUUGAUCUUGGUUGAAACACAAAGAGUAGGAUCCAAGAAUCCGUUGACUACAAUACAAUGUAAACUCUAAAAGAUAAUGAAAACAAAAAAAACAAAAAAAAAAAACCUUUCAAGAAAAUGGGUUGCAACUUCCCCUGAUUUAAGAUACUUGCCUCAGAGUUACACUAAGCAGAAUUACAGUAAGCAUCUACAAAAGGAAUCGGUAUAAAAAUUCCAAAACGUAAAAGAACCGACAUGUACCAUUUGGAAAUCAACAAAGCCAACCUGACUAACAGUUCAAGAAUAUUACCUUUUCGAAUUCUGAAAACAAAGAUGUAACAAGAAUAUACAGCAUAAAAAACAAGGCAAAGCAAGAACGAAUUAUUAGGAUUUAGGGAAAGAGAUGAGAAGCAAGAAGGGAUGGAAUAGGAGGUGUGGGUAAGAACUGAUUUUUUUUUCCCAAUAUUUUUCAAAAUAUUGGAUCUGUCAUAUUUCUUUCCCACACCCCUAUUCCAUAACUUGCUGCCACUCUUCUCUCUCCCCUCAAUCCUUUUCUCCUUCUCCUUCACACCAACAGGUUCAGAUCUUAUUCCCCUCAAACAAUCUGUUUGAAUCUGUUUAUGAACAAAAGAAGGAAUUGGAAAGGGAGAAAAUUUGAGCAAAAAUAAUGGGAUGAGGAUGUUAACAAAGAAUUGUUGGGUUCUCUAUUUAGAAGUAGGAAGUCCAUUUCUUCAUUAACAUCACAGCCCUCUACCUGCUCAUAUCCCUUUCAUCCCUUCCAGUCUCCAUGGCGGCUUCAGACUCACCGUCACCCAUGGCUA
This is a messenger RNA of Rosa rugosa (rugosa rose), 2814 nucleotides long. Its product is annotated as cyclin-dependent kinase B1-1-like. Lineage: Eukaryota; Viridiplantae; Streptophyta; Magnoliopsida; Rosales; Rosaceae. Gene Ontology annotation, cellular component: cyclin-dependent protein kinase holoenzyme complex; cytoplasm; nucleus. Gene Ontology annotation, molecular function: cyclin binding; cyclin-dependent protein serine/threonine kinase activity; ATP binding. The transcript has 4 exons. The record is from RefSeq and is a predicted model, not a curated record. Gene Ontology annotation, biological process: signal transduction; G1/S transition of mitotic cell cycle; protein phosphorylation. Bases 216 to 1172 code for a protein of 318 amino acids.